Messenger RNA from Triticum urartu, 1342 nucleotides. The record is from RefSeq and is a predicted model, not a curated record. NCBI's taxonomy places the organism in Eukaryota, Viridiplantae, Streptophyta, Magnoliopsida, Poales, Poaceae.
GUUUUGCAGUUGUCCUUGAUCAAAUGGAGAUGGUAGAGGGUAGGGAAAUUGGGCGUGCCGAGCUUUACGUGGUUACGCAUACAAAAAACAAUGGAUAUCCAGUCAACCAACAAAGCGGAGUAAAAAUGGAUGAAAUUAAAAAAAGGAUUCGGGAAGAUCCUUCUUUGAUUGGUGAGGAGGCCCGUAAUGGUGAUCUUUAUUCAUCAAUUUUCCCAAAAGGAAAGAAAGGAAGGCCAAGUGGCCUUGGUCUAUUAGUAGAUGGAGUCGCUUCGGAGCGCCUUGCUCAAGUUGAAGCUGAACUACAUUCCCAGCAUGGUCGCAGAGUUAAUGGAGAAUCCAUCCCAAGAGAUCGCACGUACGUAGUGGAUGAUCAGAACCCAAGGGCCAAGGCGACCCAUGCAGGAUGCUGCUAGCCAUUCGUCUCCCCGCCAUCUAAUUCAAAACCCCCUCGGCCCUCGCCGGGACCGUUCGGUUCCAAUCCAACUGGACGCCAGUCCAGACGCUUCGCCACACACACUGCACGUAACUCUGGCCUCGUUUUCUCUUGGGAAGUGAGACGGCGAUGCCGAUGGUGAAGCUGGUGACGAUCCCCGUGGAGGCGAGGGAGGAUGAGAAGGCGGUCAAGUGGCUGGGGCACUACUCGUCGGCGCAGAGCAUCCUGGUCGUCGGCGACGGCGACCUCUCCUUCUCGCUGGCGCUCGCCACCGCCUUUGGCUCCGGGGAGAAACUCGUCGCCACGUCCUUCGACUCCUACGUUCAUCUGAUCAGCAUGUACAGCAAAGCGGAAUCAAACGUAGCGGAGCUGAAGAGACUGGGCGCCACGGUGCUACAUGGUGUCAGUGUGAAGAAGAUGAAGAAACGCACCGAUCUCAUGUCUAGACGGUUCGACCGAAUAGUCUUCAAUUUUCCUCACGCCGGGUUCAUAGGGAAGGAGAAUCAGGUGCAUAUGAUCAACGCCCAUCGGCUGCUGGUGCAAAGGUUCUUCCGCAACGCGAGCAAGAUGCUCCGUCCCCUCGGCGAGAUACACGUCAGCCACAAGACGGGGCAGCCAUACGACAGAUGGGAAAUCGAGGGUCUCGCCCUUGAGUUUUCGCUUCUGAAGUCUGAGAUGGUCGCCUUCCGUAAAGAGGAUUACCCCGGGUAUAACCAGAAGAGAGGCGACGGUGACAGGUGCGACGAGGAAUUCCCUCUACGCAACGGCUGCACUUUCAAGUUCCAGCGCUGGCCUCGCUAAAUUUCCCUCGCUGGCGCCGACGUAAAUUGGGCCUUUUACGAGCACCUUGUGACGCUGCUUGACCGUCGCAUCGCAUGUACUGCGACCCACUUCCAUGGACAUGGCGUG